Hevea brasiliensis (rubber tree) is the source of this 1177-nucleotide messenger RNA. Its product is annotated as rho GDP-dissociation inhibitor 1. Gene Ontology annotation, molecular function: protein binding; Rho GDP-dissociation inhibitor activity. The record is from RefSeq and is a predicted model, not a curated record. The transcript has 5 exons. Gene Ontology annotation, cellular component: cytosol; membrane; cytoplasm. Gene Ontology annotation, biological process: Rho protein signal transduction. The coding region runs from base 229 to 915 and encodes 228 amino acids. Lineage: Eukaryota; Viridiplantae; Streptophyta; Magnoliopsida; Malpighiales; Euphorbiaceae.
AUAGGCUCCACUGUCCACUUUGAAGCCCACACAUCUGAGAGUGAAAUCAAGACAGGAGACAGACAAAGGAACAAACAAACUAUGUAUUGGAGAGGGUAAACAGCCAGAGAUCACUGCCUCUUCUCUGUCUGCAAAUUCUGAAUCCUAAUUCCUGUCCUUUUGGAUUUUAAAGUUGAAAACUUGGAAGGUUUUCAGUGGGUUUUAUUCACAGUAGAGAGAGAGAGAGAGAUGGAGGGUGGGAAAGGAGUGGAAGCAGGUCCAUCCACAGCAGGAGUUGUUAGUGAGACGCAAGAAAGGCAAAAGAAAAUGACAGAGAAAGCACCGGCUGAAACUGUUAUUGAUGAUGGCGAGGAAGAGGAGGAGGAUAAUGGGGUUCCUGUUGCUGGUUUUGUGCCUGGGCCUUUGCUUUCUCUCAAGGAACAGAUUGAAAAAGACAAGGAUGAUGAUAGCUUAAGGAGGUGGAAAGAGAAGCUACUCGGCUGUGUUGAGGGUGAUUUAAAUGGUCAAAUGGAACCUGAAGUGAAGUUUCACUCCAUAGGAAUUAUAUGCAAUGACUUUGGGGAAAUAAAUACUCCCUUACCUGUUGAUGACAAUCAGAGUGAUCGAGUCCUUUUCACUCUCAAAGAAGGAUCUCGAUAUCAACUUAAGCUAACAUUUAGUGUUCUACACAACAUUGUUUCUGGCCUAACCUACACAAAUACUGUAUGGAAGAAGGGACUCCAAGUUGAUCAAAGCAAAGGAAUGUUGGGUACUUUUGCUCCUCAGCAGGAACCAUACAAGCAUACUUUGGAGGAGGAGACCACUCCAUCUGGUGUGCUGGCAAGGGGAAUUUACUCAGCAAAGCUUAAGUUCGAAGAUGAUGACAGAAGAUGUCAUAUGGAUCUAAAAUAUUCCUUUGAGAUCAAAAAGAGCUAGCCAAAAUCAUUCAGCACCAGUGUUUUGUUAUGUUUUCAUGUAUGUUUCAAUUAUCUUCUUGUCCUAUGAAUUGCAUAGAUGUUUAUUGAGAUUGCAUGUGGGUGUGAGGGAAAUAUAGUCUUUUCCAUUUCCAAUUGGCAACUUCAAACCAAAAUUUCCAUUCCUUGCAUCUCACCAUCUUUAUCAAUCAUUAUACAUUAGAAACCUGAGUUCUUAGUCAAGAAUAAAUGUUCAGGCAUGCAUGUGUUUUGAAGAUUAUCAA